This is a messenger RNA of Cyphellophora europaea CBS 101466, 762 nucleotides long. RefSeq lists its product as uncharacterized. Gene Ontology annotation, biological process: regulation of transcription by RNA polymerase II. The record is from RefSeq and is a predicted model, not a curated record. The transcript has a single exon. Gene Ontology annotation, cellular component: mediator complex; core mediator complex. The coding region runs from base 1 to 762 and encodes 253 amino acids. Gene Ontology annotation, molecular function: transcription coregulator activity. NCBI's taxonomy places the organism in Eukaryota, Fungi, Ascomycota, Eurotiomycetes, Chaetothyriales, Cyphellophoraceae.
AUGGUCGACGCUCAGCCAACCGCCGACGAGCAGCAACAAGCUCAGCCGGAGUACAACCCUCUGAAUUUCCUCAAAUCCCCCUUCCCCGCACCUCCACCAUUCUGGAAGCACUUCAGCACCGCGAAUAUCUCUCGGCUCUCCGAGAUUCAAUCAUCUACCUCCUCCUCAGACUCGACGUCCGAUCUCCCUUAUGACCUGGCCCUCCUCCUUCCACCGCCAGCCCCCCAAUUCGGCGCGUAUCCCGCCUUCUCCCGCCCGAACCAAGUACACCCACAAGCCGACCCGCCUCCCGCCUCCAUCCUUCUCUUCGAUCCGGCCGCCCCGCGCUUCAACCCCGCCGUCACGCUCACCAAGCUCACCAAGUCGCUGCUGCUGAACUUUCUCGAGCUGACGACCAUCAUGGAAGUCAACCCGAGCGAGAGGCAGGACAAGAUGGAGGAUAUCAGGAGGCUGGUCAUCAACGUGCACGCGGUGAUCAAUAUGUAUCGGCCGCAUCAGGCGAGGGAGAGCGUCAAGGAGAUGCUGGAGGGAUUACUGGAGGAAGGGAGGCGGGAGAUGGAGGUUGCUGACGCCGUCAAGGAGAAGGUGAAGGUGUUUUUGAGUGAGGUGGAAGGACUGCGGAACGAGAGAGUGGUUGGAAAUAGGAUGCGUGAUCAUGUGAAUGGUCAUGGCAAUGUUGACCAGCAGGACGAUGACGAAGAUGAGCGGUUGACAGAGGCGAGGAGGCUAUGGAGGGUGGUUCACGAGAUUGCUGAAGAGUGA